Molecule: messenger RNA, 4088 nt
Organism: Porites evermanni
Lineage: Eukaryota; Metazoa; Cnidaria; Anthozoa; Scleractinia; Poritidae
Source: the annotation of a GenBank genome assembly
UCAGGUUUAGAAGGAAACGCCAUUGCCUGUAAAAUACAAAAGUAUCAUUUCCACGAAGAACAUCUCACCGUGGAUUCUGUGGAAUUUGUUUCACUAAACUGCUCAAUAGUGCAUGGAGCACCAGCAAAUACCAUUUUAUGGAGCAAUGAAAAAUAUUGGCAUCCUGUGCAUUCAGUGUCGGUACCAGGUCUGUGGUCAAGCCUACAGAUACGAAAUGUCACCCAAAAGGAUGCUGGGACAUAUAGAUGCGAGGUGAAGAAGGGCACUGAUAAACAAGUUUGUGAAGUAGUUCUUUGUAAGUUAGUUUUGGUUAUAAGAACUGAUUGAUCCGCUUUACUUAAGAAAAGUGUUCUUCUUGGAUACCGUAUAUCAUGUAACUUACUUUUGCAAGUGGUGGAGUUGGACGCUUUCUCACGUGUUUUAUACUUCACUUGAAAAAGACUCCAUCGCUUGUAAAACAUUCCGUGAUGAAAUCGAAAGCUUGUGUUUCCUAUCCUGGGAUUCGAUACUUGCUUCAUUUACCGUAUUUAUUCGAUUAACCGCCCUGGGCGCUUAUUAAAUAUUUAGACCUUAGGAGUGGGCGCUUAUUCGAGGUGGGCGGUUAUUGGAGGCUGGGCGCUUAUUAAGUUUUCACCAUUUUCAGCAAGUGAAGUAUGUUUAUUUUGCAACAAAACAAUAAAUGCUAAUACAAAAAAGCGAAGAAGUAACAAAGCAGGGUUUCUGUAAAAUACUCUGAAGAAAACUCCCUCCUGUGGGAAGUCUCUUAUUAGUACUUAUUCAGUUUCAAUUUCAAUCUCAUUGUCACUCAAGUGGGUGGGGUGGGGGUGGGCGCUUAUUUCAGUUUGAUUGGAAGCAGGAGGGGGUGGGCGCUUAUUCGAGGCUGGGCGCUUAUUAUCUUUUUCUGCCGUUAGGAUGGGCGCUUAUUCGAGGUGGGCGCUAAUUCGAGGAUGGGCGCUUAUUCGAAUAAAUACGGUACUUAAAAAUCAUUAUGACGGGGUUCAGUAGUACAGGUGAAUAACCCGAAGAGGUUAAAAAUUCUUUUUGAAAUAAUAUAAUGUAAUUCCGUCAAAAGGAUGGCUAUGGAUUUCUUUCUUUCUCUUACCCUUAAAAAGGCCCUCCAAAAAUUUCUAGAACACCAGGUUACUUCACCACAACACCUCAGCUAAUUGCAGAAGGAACUGCCAAAUACGUCUUCCACUGUUAUGCCUCUGGCUGGCCAAAGCCUUCAUUCACAUGGCUGAAAAACGGGACAGAAAUUAAAGACGGUGAUGUGGACAAGUCAUAUGUACUGAUAAAAAGGUCUGGUGGCCUUGAAUUAAAUAUUCUUUCUGUGACGAAAGAAGACCACCAAGGUCAUUACAGCUGUGUGGCGAGAAACAUUUUCGGGGAGCGACGAUAUGGCAUUCUUCUUAUGGUUAAAAGUUAGUAUCCAAGACUAAACAGUUUUUUUAAGGCGCUUAAGACUCACAAUCGUUUGAUGAUCAUUACAAAAGAACCCCUCUAACCUUCUAGCUCUUUGUUCGCAAGUCUCAGUUUCUUUGUUGAUAUACAAAAGCUUCAAUCAUCAUUUUCAGCGCGUUGCUUCGUCAGAAUCAUACCGUAAAAUUCCGAAAAUAAGCCCCUCCAAGUAUAAGCCCCUCCAAAUAUAAGCCCCCCAAACCGGCAACACAAAAAACCCUCCGUUAAAUCGCCCCUCCGAAUUUAAGCCCCCAGGGGGCUUGUACUUGAAAAAUUGCCCUCAAAUACAAAGUAAAACAAAGCAAAAACGGUAAAUUUACUUACAACUAUAAGGCUAACCCAAUCGAUUUUGAAACGCAAAUUUCCUUCCGUAGAAAGCCCCUCUGAAUAUAAGCCCCUCAGAAAGGGCCUGCCCCGGGGCUUAUUUUCGGAAUUUUUUUAUUUUUUUUUUACCUUAAAAAACCAUUAACCUGAUGUUCAUUAUUUUAAACUUUUUAAAGACAAGUACAGUGUUUACCGUGUGGUAACUGAUAAUUCAAAACCUCUCAGGGAUUUAAUAAACAGCAUUCGCUGGCUAUCCAUACCAUUUCGACUAAACCCGUAAAUCAGUGUUAAAAGUAGGUGAACGGAAAGUUAUCUGUUUUGUUAAAAGUAAGCUUAGGUACAGUGUAGAUGUAAUAAGGGCAAGUUAUGUCUAUCUGAUCAUCGCUUUGUUUGGCAAUGACGGCCAAAGAUUGUAAAAUUUCAUAAACCUCUCUGUCCUUAAAGAACGUUUCGACUUCUCAUUAACUAAAUUUCAGAACAAGUUCCACUGCGACCACUUGCCCACGCACAUGUCAAUAAGGUCUCCAAAUACACUGGCGAGCCAGCCCUCCUGACAUGCGUGGGACUAUUUACUACAGAAGUAACUACAGUUAUCUCAUGGGAUUUCAAUGGGUCACAACUGAACCUGGACACGGACGAACAUUAUAAAUUGGACUAUGUGUAUUUUGAAGAGGAUAUGACGCCCAAAGUAAAUUUUUCACUUCUGAUAAAGAAAGUAACUGAACGAGAUACGGGGAAGUAUCGCUGCAGCGUUAUUACACCUGGAUGGAGUGCUUCUGACAUGAUUUUCCUAAGCCUUGUGAAACCGCGUAAGUUUACAGAUCAUGCUUCAAACACUUUAGCAAGGAGGGAUGGGGUGGAGACAGGGGGAUCAAAACUACUAACCCCCUUCCGUACCUUGCAUUUCCAGACCUCGCCCUUUUUUCUUGUCUUCCUACCAUUUAGCCUGCAAGCAACCUCUCCGCCGAUAGAUCUCUCUUCACCCCGCCGCCAGAGAGCCCUGGAGAGCUUGCUCGCAGGCUAUCCUCCCUUCAGCCCUUUUGUCGAUUGCAAAAUCUCAUGCAUUGUUGGAUAAUUUCCCCUUAUUUCUCCCGCUUCCCCUCCCUUUCAAACUCCCACCUCCCGCCUUCCCAGGCUCCUAUCCCCUGUCCUCUUCCUCACUUUGCCAUUUUGAAAAUGUUAAUGCAAAUAUUAAGGCAUCUCUGAGCCGUUAGCAGUCGACACUGUCCACCAAAUCAAUGUAAAGGAACACAAACAACCAAACAAAACAGAAAAUUAUGCCGCAUAAAAAGUUAAAAAGUUAAAGUUGUUUAUUUACUUACCCAGAUAUAUCUUAAAGCUCAAUUUCCUCAAGCUUUUUGUCAUUUUUUAUUACAGCAGAUUUUUCACAUCGGCGAAGGAACGGUAACAUUUCAUUAAUAGAAAAUCUGCUGGUGAGUGCAGCAGUUUUUUUGGUUCUAGGAACUGCCAUACUCGUUCACAGAGUGAGGACCAAAAGAAAAAGAGAUCGAAAACGUAAGAUUUUUUAUCUUGUUGUUAUUACUAAUACUAAACGGUGAUCUCGAAUUCUUUUGAUCUAGGAUUUAUCAAAGAAAAUGAUAGAAAAUCGACCAUCAGCUGUUUUCAAAAGCAGAACAAAAUGCAGACAGAUGUAAGGAUUUAUACCAAGAAUUCACUGCGUCCUUCACCUUUCGAUCAAAUUGUUGUGAUAUUCGAUGAAUAAAGAACAACCAAAAUGAGUGACAUCAUUUUUCGAGGUAUUGAGUUUACUUUCUAUUUAUCAAUUUUCUUAUUUAGUUAUUUAUUUUUGUGUUUUAGCUCACUUGGAGACAGAUGACUUUCAAUAUGACGUCUUCGUCAGUUUCAGCACCCUCGACUAUCCCUGGGUACGAGACAGCCUCACUCCAAUGCUGGAAAGAAAGCAAAUCAACUACUGCAUUCACAGCCGAGACUUUGUAGUCGGGAAAGCAAUCAUUGAAAACAUGGCGGACAGCGUGUAUAAUAGCAGGAAGGUAUUGGCUGUUAUUUCACAAAACUACCUGGCCAGUCAUUUCUGCCGUGAAGAACUGGAAAUAGCUUUGUACCGCUGUACAAAAAUGGCAGACUCUUCUCUUUUGCUGAUCCGUGUUGAUGACGUCGACAAGAAAAACUUACCCAAGACAUUGCGAAGACGAACAUUUUUGGAUUAUUCCAGCGCCAUGGAAAGGAGUGAAUGGGAGCAGAGAUUGUUGAAGCACAUUCAGGUUGAUGAGAGUGAUGCAAAGAUUGAUACAAGAAAAUCCAGUGACAAAUGUCAACUCAUAUAA